Messenger RNA from Suillus discolor, 843 nucleotides. RefSeq lists its product as uncharacterized. The transcript is spliced from 9 exons. The record is from RefSeq and is a predicted model, not a curated record. Lineage: Eukaryota; Fungi; Basidiomycota; Agaricomycetes; Boletales; Suillaceae. Bases 1 to 843 code for a protein of 280 amino acids.
AUGAAUGGUACCAAUUAUUGGAACUUGUAUGCUAACUACUUCAAAGAGCACAUGCAGACAGAACUUGUGUGCAUUGGCAGAGAGGCCCCAGCUGGAGGUGGCAUGCCUAGUGCAACCCUCAAGUCUGCCUCUGCUAAAUCUGGCUUUGAAGCAGCCAUCGUCCUAUGUGGCAAAGUAGUCAAUGAAGAUGGGUCACUCAGCCAUUCAUAUAAUAUGCCAGGUGCUGCAGGGAUACAAUUCUGGAAAACACAAUGUCAUGCGAGCGAUGAUGCCAUCAUUGGGCAUCUUAAAGCACAUGUGUAUAAUACCACAUCCUUGGCCGAGUCUCAAGCUCCCGAGGAAUGGAAUGAUGGUUUGAAGUGGGUUAAGCUCAAACUGAUCAAACAAGUUGCCCAGCUUGGGGGCAAGUGUGCCUGGGAUAAAAACUUUCCUUGGAAGGGCAUGUCCAGUGUGCUUGCUGAUGCCAAUCUCUGCAUCAAGGGAUAUCCAGCUAACAGGUGUCUCUUGCCUAGUGAAGCUCACAAUGAGAACUCAAAGAAUAAGGGCAUUGGAGCGCUGACACAGAAGGAAAUUGUGGUGCUCAUGGAGGCAUUGAAGUCAGGAACCAUGCAAGCAUCUAUUAUGGCAUCUGAGAGGCCCAUUAUCACAGGCAUAGUGCUUCCAUCUGACUGGUCACACACUGCUCAUAUCAAGCCCAGCAAUGCAGCUACCAAAGUUAAGAAGGCCAAUAAAGUGACAAAGGUCCCUCCACCACCUGACACCAAUGACGAUGACAAUUCAGAUGAUGAUGAUUCAAUAGUAUCUACUGCUUGCAAGUUCAGAAAACCUACCAUGAGAUUAUAA